AGGUACGCCAAAAGAGCCUCUCGCUCUCUCACGACUCUCAGCUAUUGACAAAAAGCCAGGCUCUCUCUCUCUCUCUCUACCUCAACCUGCUUCGAUCCGCGUAUCCAUGGAGUCACAAACAGAAGCAGCAGUUAACUUUGGAAGAUCUAUCAUAGUGCCUAGUGUUCAGGAACUAGCCAAGGAACCCAUCGCCCACAUCCCCCCGCGAUACGUGCAAGAAGAUAUGGACCGUUCGAUCGUCUCCGAUGAGCCAUCCCUUCCGGCGGUACCCGUCAUCGAUUUACAGAGAUUGGUUGUUGAAGAUUCCAUAAACUCUGAGUUGGAGAGGCUGCACUCUGCCUGCAAAGACUGGGGAUUCUUCCAGGUUACAAACCAUGGAGUUAGUACUUCUUUGCUGGAAGAAUUCAGGACAGAAAUUGACAAGUUUUUCAAACUCCCCUAUGAAGAAAAGAAGAAGCUUUGGCAACAGCCAGACAAUCAGGAGGGAUUUGGACAGCUCUUUGUGGUUUCAGAGGAUCAGAAGCUAGACUGGUCGGACAUGUUCUGUGUAACUACUCUUCCACUCAAUCUAAGGAAGGGUGAGCUAUUUGACAAGCUUCCUCCAAAGCUCAGAAUUAAGCUGCAAGCUUACUCUAUCGAGGUGAAAAAGCUGGCCAUGGCAAUCUUAGGUCACAUGGCUAAAGCUUUGAAGAUGGAUGGUGAGGAAAUGGUAGAGCUUUUUAGUGAUGGACUUCAGUCAAUGAGAAUGAAUUACUAUCCUCCAUGCCCUGAACCCAAUAAAACCAUUGGCUUGGCUCCUCAUUCUGAUGCCGAUGCUCUGACAAUUCUCUAUCAGCUCAAUGAAACAGAAGGCCUGCAAAUCCGAAAGGAUGGGAGAUGGGUUCCCGUUAAACCUCUUCCAAAUGCUUUUGUAGUCAAUGUUGGAGAUAUUAUUGAGAUUUUAAGCAAUGGGAUUUAUAGGAGCAUUGAGCAUAGGGCAACAGUAAACUCAGGAAAAGAGAGGCUCUCCAUUGCUACAUUUCAUAGUUCCAAACUAGACUCAGAAGUGGGCCCUGCAACCAGCCUUAUUGCCCCUCAUAACCCAGCAAUCUUUAGGAAAGUUCCUUUCGAGAAGUACAUUAAGGACUUUCUUGAUCGAAAACUGAAUGGAAAGUCAUACCUUGAUUCCAUGAGAAUAGAAAAUGGUGAGGGCAAAGCAUGUUGAAUAUUGUAUCAGCAAAAGAAAUUAAGCAGGGGUUGAUCGAGUAGCCACAAAGGUGAGGUUGCAAGAGUUUAGUUCUCUACUCUGUAUGUUCUAUCAUUAGGAGUGAAUUUCAGUGAACUUUAUUUAUACUUUAGAGCAAUAAACACAGCAAUUUCUUUAA
This is a messenger RNA of Alnus glutinosa, 1364 nucleotides long. RefSeq names its product protein SRG1-like. NCBI's taxonomy places the organism in Eukaryota, Viridiplantae, Streptophyta, Magnoliopsida, Fagales, Betulaceae. Bases 107 to 1204 code for a protein of 365 amino acids. The transcript has 4 exons. The record is from RefSeq and is a predicted model, not a curated record.